CAACAGUCUGCAAUCCAUCAGAGUAUCGGAAUCUGCCGUUUUUGAAGGGCAAAACCCUUCCGACGCGGAUGUUGUGUUGCUCUAACUUCAGUGGUGUAGCCGUCGCUGCCCGCUGCAUUGUUGAUUUUCUGCAGCUUUCCCGUGUUUGAAGCUGCUCUUCUGCAUCGUCAUCUUUGUGCGAUAACUGUUUACCCGCCAGAAAGUAGUGUCGUACGGAAGAACGAUAGUGAGUUUUUCAUUUGAUCUCUUCUCCGUUGCUACAACCGCCGGUAAACAGUGCUGCAGAAAACCAUGGGAAAAGGAGACAAGAAAAAAUCUGAUGGUGGAUCGUCAAAUCUGGUGGGAAAAUUCACGCAGAGCGUACGUAGGAUAGUUCAGGACGUGAAAGACGAAGGCACAGCGACCGGAGCGACGAAAGAGGAGGUGAUCGAGAUCAACGAGAGAUUGAGGGCAGUCAGGGUGAGGAUGGAUGAAUCGUACGAUACUGCGAAAAAGGCACUUGUCGGUCUUAUGGGGAAAUAUAACCAGAGCAAGACCUUGCACAACGUUUUCCAGAGGUACAACAUGCUCAAGGCUAUGAUUAAGGAAGUCAUUCGGUUAGAAACGCAAUACUGGACCUUAGUAGAUAUUCCAAAGCAGGAAAAGCAAGAAACCGUACCAGCAUUUGUGAUGAGAGCCUGUACCAUAUUAGAAAAAACUCAGAAAUCAGGGGAAAGCGUCAAAACUUCUGCAAAAUUGGCAGAGGAAGCACAGGAUAAGAGAGAGAGAAUCGAAAGAUUAGAAAAUAUGACUACCUCACAAAUAGAUGCUGAAAAUACGCAGAUGACGAACGAUCUCUAUAGAUUACUGAAAAAAUACUCCGGCUUAAGGAACCUCAUAAGACAAUUAAAGACGGAAUACACAAAUGCGAAGAUUUACCCGAUGGUUGUACGAUAUUCGAUGCUGAAGGACAUGAUCAAGGACAUUAUGUUGCAUCCCGACUACAUGGAAGUUUGCCACGAGGUGGACGCAUAGCCAAAGUCAUUUUCCUAGGUGUUACCAAGAAGACAAAGCGUCAGAUUCUGAGGCGUUGUCUUCUCAGCCUAGGAAAAAAAAUUGGUGCCAAGGAAGGCUAGACUUGGAAUUGCGAGCAUUUGGAAGGAGAAGCUCUGGAACAUUGGAAUCAGUUGUGUCGUAUUUGGAUGCAUGUUUGGUAUUCGAUUGAAAGUUGGAAGAAGAGGAGUAUUUUUCGUGGGAUGAAAUACAGAUUUCGCUGUUAUUGCCAGUACGGUCACUUUUAUUGUUAUACAUAUUCAUGUGAAAAACAGAACAUAUCAGUUUAAGAAACAAGAUUCACAUUAUAAGGUUGUGCAGCACCAUUUUCUCUUCUUAUUGCUUACGGAAAAAAAAAUCAAAAACGGACCCAAAAUAUUUCAAAUAUAUAAUAUUAUUUAUACAUUCGUACUUACAAGAACCAUAAACUUGGUCGCUACAGGGUGCUAAAGUAUGUAUAUUUUUACUUAUAAAUUCGAAAACUAAGUAAUUAGACUAAGCGUAAAAUAUUUAUCUACUCACUCAUACACGGCGUCCACAAGUCUAUAAUAACGAAUUGUUUUACAACAAAUUUGGAACUACACAUUACGUCUCUCUUAAGGAAAAUAGUGUUCAGAUAUUCUCGAGUUUAAUAACCAGUCAACCUUGACACUAAAUAGACAGAAUUAAUAAUAUUUUUGGUAAUAUUACAAACACGUUAUUUUAACUUGUGGUAGCCGCAUAAGUGUUUCGAUGAUUUUAAAAUAUUUAUAUCAAUUUUGGUUCAAAUUUCUGUAAAAUAGUGUAACGUUCAAAUUUCAAAUAUUCUGAAACAUGGACGAAAAGAGAACGACGGCGAGCGUAGUCAUCAGGUAGAUUUCAUUUUAGUAUUCAAGCAACAGAUAUACACAGGUAAGAAAAACUUAUGUGAAUAUAUAUUAUUGAAUCAAAUCAUAACUACCACUCGCAAAAUAGAUAGACAUUUUUGGCUAUGGUGUGUUGAAUGUAGACGUAUCAAUGAGUGUUAGUAUAGUAGCCGCAAUCGCACAAACUUGACUGAAGUGUAUGAUGACAUAUUGUAAAUGAGGUACACUUUAUUUUAAAUUAAAACCUAGUUUAACAUUGAUGUUAAUUGAAUUAAGAUGUUAUCUGUAUUUGGAUGUAAUUACAUUCAAUAUCACGAAUGAUUUAUGGUAAUUUGUUGUGAUGUACCGAUUUGUACUCGGUCAGUUUUAAGUAUUUUAAUGACUCGGUCUGAACACAACACUCGGUUUUUCGAAGUGCAUCGCUAAUAAUUUGAGUUACGUUCAUCUGAGCUAUUUAUGAAAUUGUUCAACUUCCUUAUACCUUCAUAUCAUUUGAAAACUUAUUUAUCAUUUUAUGAGCAUCGAAAUAUGUAAAAGGUCCGGUAGUCAUAGAUAUACUAUAGUAGCAGGUAGAUCAAAAAAAACUACGAAAGCAUCUAGAUAUGCAGAUGCGUCAAAAAGAAAUUAUAAAAAAUUGUACGUUCCAUUGUUCUUUAUAACCCGACACAGUUCUUACAGAAAUUUGUGUCCAAAGUUGAAUACGUAAAAUAAGUGUUGUGAAUUUUGCAAGUUUUACGAAGAGGUGCAUUAUCGGGAAAAUUUGUCAUCAUAGUGUGGGCUACGCUUUACGUGUCAUAAAUAGCUCUUAAAAGUUAAAAAGGGCUUAAAAGAUACACUGCCAUAUAUGUAUUAUUGACUAAGUUUUAAAGUCAUGGUAUAUAGAUACACAAAUAAGUUGGAAUAUUGUAACAAAAACACCGGUUUUACUGUUUAAAGUCCAAUUCAUUACUCGCAACUAAUUUAUAUCAAAUAACUUUUUAAGUUUACAGUUUUUACGUUUUUGCUUCAUUAUGAAAUCUCGGCUAACAUUGAGUCUUCAAUCCAUGUUUUCAAAUAUAAAUGAUCAAGUUCAAUAUCAAUUCCUACAGUUAACUUGAAAGAAAACUGUCAGUCGAACAAUAAUCGUUGUGUAUCAAUGAAUCAUGACUUCAUUGUUUUGUAAAUCAUAUUGUAUAUUGGAAUUAAACUAUAAUAAAUGUU
Messenger RNA from Acanthoscelides obtectus, 3077 nucleotides. The record is from the annotation of a GenBank genome assembly. Lineage: Eukaryota; Metazoa; Arthropoda; Insecta; Coleoptera; Chrysomelidae.